This is a messenger RNA of Heterobasidion irregulare TC 32-1, 1594 nucleotides long. RefSeq lists its product as uncharacterized. NCBI's taxonomy places the organism in Eukaryota, Fungi, Basidiomycota, Agaricomycetes, Russulales, Bondarzewiaceae. The record is from RefSeq and is a predicted model, not a curated record. Gene Ontology annotation, molecular function: ATP binding; RNA binding; RNA helicase activity. Gene Ontology annotation, biological process: mRNA export from nucleus; mRNA splicing, via spliceosome. The coding region runs from base 77 to 1393 and encodes 438 amino acids. The transcript has 9 exons.
ACUUCCGACCACUCACACCUCCUCGACUCUUUUCCUUGGAUUCUUUCUCCACCUUCACCCACUUUCAAUCUGCAAAAUGAGCUCGCACGACAACGAGGAACUUAUCGACUACGAGGACGAGCAUGAUGUUGCCCCUAAUGGCGCCACUGUAGCAUCUGUCACGAAUGGGGCAGCGGCUCCCGCAGUGUCAGCAGACGGGGACGACAAAGACAAGAAGAACUUCUCUGGAAUUCAUUCGACGGGCUUCAGGGAUUUCUUGUUGAAACCCGAGUUGUUGCGUGCCAUCAGUGAUCUUGGGUUUGAGCACCCAUCAGAAGUUCAACAGGAAUGCAUUCCUCAGGCCGUGCUGGGAAUGGAUGUCCUUUGUCAGGCAAAAUCUGGUCACGGAAAAACGGCAGUCUUUGUGUUGGCCACUUUGCAGCAGUUGGAGCCAGUGAAUGGCGAAGUCUCUGUCAUUGUGCUAUGCCACACACGUGAACUUGCCUUCCAGAUCAGGAAUGAGUACACGCGUUUUGCGAAGUACAUGCCCGAUGUUCGUGUUGGCACUUUCUUCGGUGGUACGCCAGUCGCCAAGGACGCCGAGCUUCUUAAAGACAAGACCAAAUGCCCUCACAUCGUUGUGGCAACCCCCGGUCGUCUCAAUGCCCUCGUUAGGGAUAAGGUCCUGGAUGCGAAAAACGUCAAGCACUUCGUGUUGGACGAGUGCGAUAAAAUGCUAGAACAGCUUGACAUGCGCCGCGACGUGCAAGAAAUCUUCCGCGCGACCCCUCAUCACAAACAAGUUAUGAUGUUCAGCGCAACGUUGGCGAAGGAAAUUCGUGUGACGUGUAAAAAGUUCAUGGCCAAUCCUUUGGAGAUCUUCGUCGACGAUGAGACCAAGCUCACGCUUCACGGGCUACAACAACACUAUGUCAAGUUGGAGGAAGUUGGCAAGAACAGGAAGCUCAACGAGUUGCUUGACACACUCGAGUUCAACCAGGUUGUAAUCUUCGUCAAGUCAGUUGCGCGUGCCAUUGAAUUGGACAAGUUGUUGGUGUCUUGCAACUUCCCCAGCAUCAGUAUUCACUCGGGGCUUACCCAAGAAGAUCGUAUCAACCGUUACAUUGCUUUCAAGGCUUUCGAAAAGCGUAUACUCACUGCCACCGAUAUCUUCGGUCGUGGCAUUGAUGUCGAGCGCGUGAACAUCGUCGUUAACUACGAUUGCCCUCCUGAUGCUGAUAGCUACCUGCAUCGUGUUGGUCGUGCUGGUCGGUUUGGAACGAAGGGUCUCGCGAUAACGUUUGUCUCGUCCGAGGCAGAUCAGCAAGUCAUGGGUGCCAUUCAGUCUCGGUUCGAAGUGGCCGUGCCGGAAUUGCCUGAGCACAUCGACCCCGCUAGUUACAUGACCUCUUAAUAUCUGUCUUGCCUUGUUAUGUUCUCAGUGUCAAUUGCUCUCUCGUCUCCUUGAAGUUUUUGUAAUCAUACUCCUUUCUGCCUAGUUAUGAAUGGUCAUUCUGGGGCUUCAGUCGUAUAUGUCGUAUAACAAUGUUGGAAUGCCCCGUCUCGAUCAUUCUAGAGGGCAGAAACGUCCAAUGUGUCUGUUUGAAGUGUGUUC